AUGAUGAUAAAACAAUACCUACUUGCGAGUACCAGCUCAUCUCGAUUGGUCUUGAUAGCCCGAGCUUCCCUUCAACGAUCUUACAGUACUAAACGGCCUAGCCAGCGCCAACCGCACGAGUCGCCUUUGAAGGGUAUCAAGAUCUUGGAUCUCUCUCGAAUCCUGGCCGGUCCAUCGGCAGCUCAACUAUUAGGGGACUUGGGUGCGGACGUGAUCAAGAUUGAAGAGCCAGAUCGAGGAGAUGAUACUAGAUGGCUAAAGACUCAGUACGAACAGAGACAGGACCCUCAAGUCUUUAAGCCUUCCUCGACUCUUUCAAACUACUUCCUCUCUUGCAAUCGGAACAAGAAGUCUUUAACUUUGAAUCUCAAAAAACCGGACGGCGUUCAGAUCCUGAAAAAACUGAUUGCGCAAAGUGAUGUCUUGAUUGAGAACUUCAUAGUAGGCAAGAUGGAACAGCUUGGUCUAGGAUACGACACCUUGCGGGAAAUAAAUCCCAGAAUAAUCUAUUCGAGCAUAUCAGGAUAUGGGACGACAGGUCCGAAAGCAAAAGCAGCUGGUUAUGAUGUGAUUGCCGCCGCUGAGUCCGGUUUCAUGUCGAUAACUGGUGAGCUAGAUCGACCACCGAUGAAGACCGGAGUGGCGAUCUGUGAUAUCGUUACAGGCUUACAUGCAGCGAUCGGCAUCUUGGCUAGCCUGUACAGCCGGGAUGGAGGCCCUGACGGCGGUCGACUGGGUCAGAAGGUUGAAAGCUCUCUGUUUGAGUCUGCGCUCAGUCUGUCAUUUAACGUCGGUUCGAGCUUUUUGAACUCGGGCGAAGAAGCCCAACGAUGGGGUACUUCACAUCCAUCGAUCGUUCCUUACCAAGCGUUUGAAGCUCAAGAUGCUUAUAUGAUCAUUGGCACCACAAACAACAAGCAGUUUGAGAAGCUAUGCAAUAUCUUGGAGCUGGAGGAGUUAAAAUCCGAUCCACGUUUUGGAACGAAUUCCCAGCGAGUCGAGAACCGAGUAGAGCUGGUCGAAAUUCUCGGCGAGAGACUCAAGUCUCGACCGGCGUCUGAGUGGAUUGAAAAGUUGGGCAACUUAGGUUUGCCGUGCUCCAGAAUCAAUUCGAUCAGACAGGCUUUCCAACAACCGCAGGCUGAUGUCCGUCAGAUGAUCCAAGAAAUCGAUUGUGAACAUUCCUUCUCUGGCAAAAUUCACCUCAUCGGUACCCCAAUCAAAUUAUCUGAGUCGCCUCUAACAAUACGCUCUGCCCCACCAGUCCUGGGUGAACAUACCAAAGAGAUUUUAGCCCAGCUUGGAUAUACUAAUGAACAAGUUGCCCAACUCGUUAAAGAUUCAGUGAUAUAA
This is a messenger RNA of Puccinia triticina, 1353 nucleotides long. RefSeq lists its product as uncharacterized. Bases 1 to 1353 code for a protein of 450 amino acids. The record is from RefSeq and is a predicted model, not a curated record. Lineage: Eukaryota; Fungi; Basidiomycota; Pucciniomycetes; Pucciniales; Pucciniaceae. Gene Ontology annotation, molecular function: catalytic activity. The transcript is spliced from 8 exons.